Guyanagaster necrorhizus is the source of this 501-nucleotide messenger RNA. RefSeq lists its product as uncharacterized. Gene Ontology annotation, biological process: mitotic cell cycle; attachment of spindle microtubules to kinetochore. The record is from RefSeq and is a predicted model, not a curated record. Gene Ontology annotation, cellular component: mitotic spindle; mitotic spindle midzone; DASH complex. The transcript has 4 exons. The coding region runs from base 29 to 400 and encodes 123 amino acids. Lineage: Eukaryota; Fungi; Basidiomycota; Agaricomycetes; Agaricales; Physalacriaceae.
AUUCGGCUGUUCUCUUACAUCCAUAACUAUGCGGCAGUCCGUCGCUCCCAAUCGUUUUUCUCAGACAAACUCUGCUGCAGCAACUGCCAAACUCCUCGAGAAAAAGAAAGAGUUCGAUGCAGUCCAUGCUCUUACUCGAGCCAGCGCAUUAUAUCUUGAACGCAUAGAGGGAUUAUCGACGGAUUUUGACACCAUGGCGGAUGCGGGACAGGUAUUCGGUGAGGUCCUGGUGCAAUGGCCCAAAAUGUUCCAAAUAUUGAAUCUUUUCCUGGCGUCUCGCGCGGAGAAAGGCAACGAGCAAGCUCAAAGCAGCAGCAAUAGCAAGGAAAUGCUAGUUCGGAUACCCAUUGAAGAAUUACAACAAAUGGAAUCAACAGAGAAAGGAUAUACAUCCGCAUAAAGACGAGUGUAAAGAUCACGACUUGUUCGCGUUCUUUUUCUGCUCCUUCAGCAUAGCAAUGCGCUGGAAACUCAUCGUUAGGAAAUGCGACAGUGAUGCGA